AUGCAAUUGAAACGUGAUGUGAAUCAAUUUAGUGCUUUCAUUAUUCGCUAUACAAUUUUUGUUUUUCUUUUUGCAAUUAACGAACUUUGUUUUAACAAAAUGUUUGAAAUGCUUGUGAUUUUUUGUUACUGUGACAUUUUCAUUCAUUUAUCUUAUUUGAAGACGACGACCUCACCAUCUCAACAACAUGACGAAGUGGAAAUUUUUAUCGAGGAUUAA
Molecule: messenger RNA, 219 nt
Organism: Clunio marinus
Lineage: Eukaryota; Metazoa; Arthropoda; Insecta; Diptera; Chironomidae
Source: the annotation of a GenBank genome assembly